Molecule: messenger RNA, 3660 nt
Organism: Alosa alosa (allis shad)
Lineage: Eukaryota; Metazoa; Chordata; Actinopteri; Clupeiformes; Clupeidae
Gene: gfra2a
Product: GDNF family receptor alpha 2a
Exons: 9
Coding region: 755-2155 (466 amino acids)
Biological process (GO): nervous system development
Cellular component (GO): external side of plasma membrane; signaling receptor complex
Molecular function (GO): signaling receptor activity
Source: RefSeq, a predicted model, not a curated record
GCAACCCACCAACAGCUAUCUGCACUCCAUAAACAGACUCGCUUUUUAAUCAGUUUAACGGUCACCAGUUAGAAGAUCUCCAUUGGAAAUUUAGUCGGGUAACGCAGUUCUUAUUUGUUUAUUAACCCUUUUCAAUUAACUCAUCCGCUGCCAAAUCAUUGAAUGGGAUGCCCGCUUGCAGCGUUUCAACCUCUCACAGGCGCACCCCAUACAGGAAACUGUUCCGCUAAAUCGUGCACGCCCUCAGUGAUCACUGGCUAAAACGCACCACUCUCCUACCCGUGCAAAGUUGACCGUCGUUGGAAUAUCUGCGGGGGAAUUUAACGGAAGUCGUUGGAUGUGGUGGAAUAUCACCUUGGACCGCGACGCAGCCCCGGAUCACUGAGCGGCACAUGUGAACGCUGCGUCUUCGCUUGCGUUCUGUUGAUACGGCAACCGCAUUUGGAAAGAUGAGUCUGUCAGCACGGCAUCCAGAAUAACGUUACAGCAACGUUUCAACUUUUGGGUUGAAUUCCUGUAUCUCAUUUUGGAAUUUAGAAAGUUUUGAUUACCUUUUAAGACAGUGGAUGAUUUAUGUUUGGCGUUUGGCAAGGUUUGGAGUUAUGCUUGGAUAUUUUACAAUUCAAUGCGUCGAGACCACCUUGGAGGGCUAACGAGCAACAAGGGAAAGAAAGAAAUUUGUUUGGACGGAAGAAAUUGCAUUGGAGCAGCAUUAUUUUCAGCUCCUUAAGGAUACCUUGUUAGAUUUACCAGGAUGUAUUUCUAUAUGUACGGUUUACUGCUGUUGUUUGACAAAGUAGUGUUUUCCUCUGCUAGCUCCUCUGGCCUGCCGGUGCCCGUCGUCCAGGGCCUCGGCGUGGAUGGGGACACUCCGGUGGACUGCCUCAAGGCCAACGACAUGUGCAACACCAACCCGCAGUGCAGCUCCAGCUACCGCGUCAUGCGCCAGUGCCUGGUGGGCCGCGACCGCACCAGCAUGCUGGCCAACAAGCAGGAGUGCCAGUCCGCCAUGGAGGUGCUGCAUGACAGCGCCCUCUACAGCUGCCGCUGCAAGCGGGGCAUGAAGAAGGAGCUGCAGUGCCUGCAGAGCUACUGGAGCAUCCACAUGGGCCAGAGCGAAGGUGAGGAGUUCUACGAGGCCUCGCCCUACGAGCCUGUGGAUUCAUUCCGUCUCGCCUCCAUCCUCUCAGGGGUGCACUCCUCCACCCUGCGGGCCACCACCCACUGCCUGGACUCCACCCGGCCCUGCAACCCCUGCCUGGACGCCACCAAGGCCUGCAACCUGAACGACACGUGCAAGCGCCAGCGCUCCGCCUACAUCGCCACGUGCAACAAGUCCCCAGCGCCCGCUCCCGCCGACACCUGCAACCGCAAGCGCUGCCACAAGGCCCUGCGGCAGUUCUUCGACCGCGUGCAGACCGAGCACAGCUAUGGCCUGCUCUUCUGCUCGUGCCGGGACAGCGCCUGCGCUGAGCGCCGCCGCCAGACCAUCGUGCCCUCGUGCUCUUUCGAGGAGAAGACAAAGCCCAACUGCCUGGAGCUGCGCAGGAAUUGCCGCCUCGACCCGCUCUGCAGGUCCAGACUGGCUGAUUUCCACACAAACUGUCAGAUGAGCUCGGAGUCCACCAACAGCUGCCCCAAUGAGGACUACCAGGCCUGCCUUGCUUCAUAUGUGGGCCUCAUUGGGACCGACAUGACCCCCAACUACAUGGACUCCACUCCCAUUAACUUCACCAUCUCACCCGGGUGCACUUGCCGUGGCAGCGGCAACCAUGAGGAAGAGUGCGAGAGGUUCCUGCAGGACUUCAGAGAGAACACCUGCCUACGAAAUGCCAUCCAGGUGUUUGGUUAUGGUACCGACCGGCCCAAGCCUGCCACUGUUCCACCCACCACCUCCACAAAGCCAGACCAGGAAGUGAACGUGCGCGUCACCAAGCCGACGCUGAAUACAAGUGAGAUGAAGCCAGAUGAGGACCCAUGUGCUUAUCCCAUCUGUAAUGACCUGGAGUAUGGAGAAAAAUGCAAUCCAAGUUGUGGAAGCAAGGACCCCUGGAUGGAGAUCAUAGAACCAGAGAGUGGCUCCCUCAGCCUCAAAGCCCAUGCCUGGAUGUGGAUCACCUGCCUCACCCCUCUACUGGGCCUCCUCACUCUGUAAAUAAAUAAAUAAUAAUUACAAAAUUAAGCAAGAAAACUUAUAGUCAAGGACCAGGGAAUGUUUUGUAUGGGCCAGACAGCAGCAAGAGGACAUAGGAAGAAUAAAGCCACACACACACACACACACACACACACACACAAGCCCCAACUCCACCCCUCACCCCAACUCUACUCCCUCACCUCGCCCUCCUCAGAGGGGACUCUCUGACACCAAACAGACUCUUCAUCUCCUCUGUGCUGCCUCAGCUUCCCUUCUUCCCUCCUUUCUUUCUUUUAAUUGACCAAGAUGAUGGAUGGAGAGAGGCAGACGGACUGACGGACUGUCUGUGGAGGAAGCCCCUUGUGUUACAUAUCGAAGACUUGCUGUAGCCCAGCUAUGAGCGCUGAAAGAAUGAACGUGUGAGAGACAGAGAGAGACAUUGUGAGUGAUUUUAGAGGAGAGUGAAAGCCACACCAAAAGAAUGUGAACAAGAAGGAAAGAAGGAGAGAGUGACAUGUUGGGGAAGCAAGAGCAAGCAAAACUGAGAACCGACCGGAGGAUUGAAUGAAUUAAUUAAUGAACGAUUGAGCAACUGUCUAAAUUGAAGAGGGUUGAAGAUAAGCAAAGAAUAGUCAUUGUCCAUGCCAUCUCUUAGAUUCCAAAGUGGAGGGAGGCCUUGGGUUUUAUUGACUCUAAGCGAGAGAGAGAAAAAGAGAGAGAGAGAGAGAGAGAGAGAGGCUUAAUGUCCUCUGCUACCUAGCAGACCUCUUACUGACAGACUUAUGGUGUCCCGCUAGCGGACUCCACUAACACAGUAUUCUGUCUCCCAAACUGCCGAUACAGGAACACCUCCAAGUCUCCAGUCCCAACAACCUCUUCAUUUCUCAAUCCCCACCUUUUUUACAGUUGGUUGACUUCUGGAAUCUUCUUUUUAUUUUUGCCACCACUCUUGCCUCAAGUCACUUGUGGAUUUUUCCCCUGGAUUACAUUUUCUCAUCAAUACCAAGGCUAUACCAAGUUAAUCAAGCUUCUAUGACUUUGUUACUUUUUUAUUAAGUUAUUUAUUUUUAUUCCAGAGCUACAGUGGAUAAUCUUUUUUUUUAAGUCUUUUUGAAAAGGAAAUGUACUUGACAUUUAAAUCUGGGCCCUUAUUGAACUUACUUAAUGACGGGCCUAGCUGCUCCAUUUUAGUGCUGUAUUGUGCCAGAUUAUUUAAAGAAAAAAGAGGAAGAAACACAUAAUUAAAAAUCUAUAUUGGUCAAAGGGAGACUAUGUAAAAAAAAAACAGAACCUCACUUGUUAAGCUGUCCUUGUUAGAAAUAAGUGGGUGAAGGAUUCAUACAGCCACCCACGGAUGUAUAAUUUUGUUUUUCUUUUCUGUGACUAUAGAACAUUUCUUUCCUUCUUGUACAAAUGUUAAAUAUGAUGUACUGUCUUUAAUGAUCAAUUGCAGUGUAAAAGAUAUUGGUUUUAGGUCAAGCACUUUGGGAACAAAUCUUGAUAUAAAAGGAAACAAAAUGUUUAUA